AUACUCUUAGUUCUUAUGUCAGCAGGUCAAACCUUUGUACUGGUUGGUAACUCAACAUCCAGUAACAAGGCUUAUGGUUCCAUUCCUAGUCGAAAGAUAGUUCCUGUGAUUUCUUCCAUUCCAAUAGGAAUAGAAAACUUUGGAAACUCUUGUCACCUCUCGGCCGUUUUGGUAGCAAUGUCGUCAUCGAAUGUUCUCAAGAAGUAUUUAUUGCGUCAUCGUUUUCAAAGUUUGGAUAGUCGUCUUGAAGAUUUGAUCAACACUUUGCGACUUGUGAGUGGGCAACGUUGGAUGGACGGACAUAUGGUUAAGUUUAAAGUAUUUCGUCCAACCAGUGUAGCCAAUGUGUUGUUACAACAAGGAUAUAAUGUGUUGCUUCCUCAAGAUGCAGAAGAAACUUGGAGUAAGCUAUGUCAGUUUAUUGAAAACUGCUUACGUCCUUCCAAGUUGUAUGGUUGGUUAUCCAACGAGAAUGUUAUAAAAGGUAGCCUUUUCGAUACUUGUUGGGACUCUCCAUUGUUUGGUCUGGAACAACAGAAAACAACCUGUCUUCAUUGUGGAUAUUACCAGUCCAUAAGACUUGAACCUAUUCGUACCAUUCGGGUGUCCUUGACAGAGUUGAAUAUGAAUCAAAAAGAAAACAGCUUUGCAACGUUGUUCGAAUGUCUCGAAUCGUCUUUGAAGCAACCUGAAAAACUGGAAAUGCCUUGUCAUCGAUGCAAGUGUCCGUUCCUAUAUCGAUAUCAUCAAGUUGUAAGGUUACCCAAUGUAUUAUGUAUUCAUGUGGAAAGAAAUUAUUGGAGCCAAAAACGAAAAAGAGUGAUGAAAACAGAUCAACCUUUGCUACUUCCAAAGGAGUUUUAUGAGGAUAUCUUUUAUAACAAUCAUUGGAAUCCUCUUUCGUUGUUGAAUAGACAAACUCAAUACGAAAAGAACAAAUCGAGUAUUUAUGAGCUAAAGGCGGUUGUGAGACAUCAUGGAACGAGCAUUUAUGGUCAUUACACUUCAGCUGUGUGUGUUUCCGAUUGGAAACUUGAUGGUUUGUAUAGUAUUGUCGACAAAUAUCCUCUUUCUUCGAAACAUUGGUACCUUGUAAAUGAUACCCGAGUGGAGUGGAUAGAUGAACUGCAGAUUUUAUUGAGUGGAAAUAUUUAUAUGUGUAUAUAUGAAAAGGAAACUUUGUAAAACUGUUGGAUCUUAACUCUACAUUAUUGAUGAAUGCAAAUGACAUAAACCGAAUUUAAAUAUU
This is a messenger RNA of Galdieria sulphuraria, 1249 nucleotides long. Its product is annotated as ubiquitin-specific protease. The record is from RefSeq and is a predicted model, not a curated record. Gene Ontology annotation, biological process: protein deubiquitination. NCBI's taxonomy places the organism in Eukaryota, Rhodophyta, Bangiophyceae, Galdieriales, Galdieriaceae. Gene Ontology annotation, molecular function: cysteine-type deubiquitinase activity; cysteine-type endopeptidase activity. The transcript is spliced from 3 exons. Bases 16 to 1185 code for a protein of 389 amino acids. Gene Ontology annotation, cellular component: nucleus; cytosol.